GGCCCCGCGUUGCCAUAGCGACCCCCGCCGGGCAGGGGACGCCUGAGCCAGCGCCGCACUCUGUUAUUGAGGCUGGAAGCGGCGACCCCAUCGCUCGGGUCUGCAGAGCUGCCGAUCCAGGCUCCGCCCCGCAGGUGAGCGGGCUCAGGUUGCACACCCAUGAGGCUGGCCAUGGGUAGGUGGAUGCCUGGGACACCAUGAUCUGAAACCUGCUCAGCCCAAAGAUUUUAUGUAUUUAUUUGACAGGGAGAGACAACAAGAGAUGGAAUGCAAGCAAGGGGAGUGGAAGAGGGAGAAGCAGGCUUCCCGCUGAGCAAGGGGCCCGAUGCUGGGCUCGAUCCCAGGACUGGGAUCAUGACCUGAGCAGAAGGCAGAUGCUUAAUGACUGACUGAGCCACCCGGACCCCCCUUCCCUGACAGCUUCUAAAGCCAGGCGCUGGCUAGAGUGCUAGAAAUAGCACUCUCUAACAGAUAAGGCAGGACCAAAGGGGUUGCAGUGUUGGGUACUGGGGGCCAGGAAGGUGUCCCUGUAGGCUGUGUGGUAGUGGCUACCUGCAGGCCCAGAGUGGCCUGGUUAUCCCCCCCUACCUCGGCCACCCGCUUCUCUCCUGCAGUGGAUCCCAGUGCACAGCACUGGGGCCUCCAGAAAAAGCUCCAGCCUUAGGCCAGCAUCCACACGGAUUGGUCAUACUCGUUAUUAAAUAUAUGACUGUCAACCACCGGUGAGGGACAGCUUCUUCCUGACGCCAUCACAAACCCCCUCUUCUACUGGUUUCCCUGGGUUCCCAAGCAAUUGUGUCAUCAGACCUACCUCAGCGGGACCCUAGAGAUAGAUGCAAAGGAGGUGACAGGCAAGGGUCAGUCCAGCACAGAAGGGUCACCCUCAAGGGGCUGCUUGCUCAUCUGCCCGGGGACUCAGAACAUACAUGACUCAUGUCAUUUGGGCUCAGACAAGCACAUCCCCAGGAAGCCCCAGGAUCCUGGCACUACUAGGGGUAUACUGAGCCCCUGAUGUCCCUAACGCUUUGCCAGCACCCCCUGGCCCCACAGAAGCAGGCAACAUGCCUAUCUCCAAGUGCUUGAAGAAGUCGGAGCCCCUGUGGAAGGGAUGGGACCGGAAGGCCCAGAAGAACGGACUGAGACACCAGGUGUACGCGGUCAAUGGUGACUGCUAUGUGGGCGAGUGGAAGGACAACAUGAAGCAUGGAAAAGGAACACAGAUCUGGAAGAAGAAAGGAGCCAUCUAUGAGGGAGACUGGAAGUUUGGGAAGCGAGAUGGCUAUGGCACCCUCAGCUUUCCUGACCAAGAGAUGGGAAAGCCCAAGAAAGUAUACUCUGGCUGGUGGAAAGAUGAUAAAAAAUCGGGCUAUGGAAUUCAGUUUUUCGGACCCAAGGAUUAUUACGAGGGUGAGUGGUGUGGCAACCAGCGCAGCGGAUGGGGCCGCAUGUACUACAGCAACGGCGACAUCUACGAGGGCCAGUGGUUGAACGACAAGCCGCAUGGGGAAGGCAUGCUGCGUCAGGAGAACGGGAACCGCUAUGAGGGUUACUGGGAGAGAGGCAUGAAGAAUGGGCCAGGCCGUUUCUUCCACCUGGACCACGGUCAGCUGUUCGAAGGCUUCUGGGUGGACGACGUGGCCAAGUGUGGCACCAUGAUUGACUUUGGACGUGACGAGGCACCCGAGCCCACCCAGUUCCCCAUUCCUAAGAUCAAAAUUCUGGACCCUGAUGGUGUGCUGGAGGAAGCCAUGGCCACGUUCAGGAAGACAAAGGAAGAAGACUGAUGCCAGGUGAGGGCCGGGCCUGCUCCCCAGCCUCCGAUGUGGUUGAGGCAGCUCCUGGGGUCUCCUUUGGCCAAGGAACGCAGGGGCAGGAACAGAGGGUGGGUUUCUUGCCUCCUGCAAUCCAGCCGGUUCGUGCUGGUUCCUUCCCUUCAAAACUCAUUUCCUUGAAGACCAGUUUGCUCCUGAAUGCCCUUGAGUAAGGUGGUUUGGCCCAGGCCUGCACCUCACACCUGUCCCAGCCCCUCGGGGUGUGGGGGUCAGUGCAGUUUGAGGACAGGGCGUUGGUACAGCAUCUUGGAGUCGCCAGCUCCCACCAGCCCCUUGCCCCCGCAGGGAACACACCAGAGCUUUCCGGAGAAAUUCAAGUCCGUCACCCAACUGCUCAAACCGGUGCAGCUUCUGCAGGAGGAGCGAGUGGUGACUCGGGGCACACCCUUGGCACCCUCAGAGGGCACCUCACUCCUCCCAGCACUGGGUAACCCUCUCUCCAGCUGGCUUUCGGGGCCCUCUUGUUACAGCCUUCAUUCUCGGUCACCGUUCCUGAGAGCAGGAGUAUAAAGGAGAACCUGGUGGCAUAGGCCCAGGGCUUGCGCUGUGUGAUUGGGACGGAGGGGGUGCAGCUCUGGGAGGGACUUCAGGUGAAGAGGGAAGGCAUCCCCGCGGGCUGCAGAGAUUUCCCCUGGGGGAGAAAGAGGAGGAGAAGGGCCUCUGGUCACAGUGGCCACUGAGAUUUGGGGUUGAGAGCCGACUUGGCUUCUCAGCCUAACACAGGAGUGCUCGACCUUGGGAUCCCGUGCGAGCUUUACAAGCUACAGACACCCAGGUCCCACGCCCAGACUCUCGUCUGUCUGGGAUGAGGCCUGGGCCUCCAGAAAUUUCCCCAGACGAUACUAAGGUGCAACUGCAUCUAGAACCCCUGAUUUAUUUGUGACCCUAAGCAAGUGACCUUAGUUGCCCCAUCUGUAAAAUGGCACUUAGGAGAUCUCACAGGGGUGUUUUUGAGGAUUUGGUAACAGAUAUAAUAACAACAAAUAACAUGUAUUGGGGUUAAUUGUGCAGCAGAGAUCUGGAAGAGCUUUGCAUAAUUCCAGACAACAUUCUUCAAGAUAAAAGAGACUCUUACAUAAUGGGUAGGAAUAUGAGCUCGGCAGUCAGGCUGCCUGGGUGUGAAUCUCAGCAGUGAUUUAGGAGCUGUGUGUUCUCGGAUAGGGCACCCAACUUCUCUGUUCUCUCUGUUUCCUCCCCUCAAAUACAGGGCAAUCGUGGUCCUCGCCACCCCCCAGGUUACUGUGGUUAACAUGAACAUGAAAUAAGACGUGUUCCUAAUGCAAGAGAUCCUGUCUCCCCUGCUUCCCCAGGGACAUUUGGCGAUGUCUGGAGACAUUUCUGGUUGUCACAACUGGCAGGGAAAAAUUUCACUGGCAGCUGGUGGAUAAGCAGUUAAGGAUCCUGCAAAGCACAUUCUAACGGAAACACUCCUUUACUGCGAUUUUCGGCCCAAUGACUUAAGUGUAACCCUGUAAUUCCAAGAUGUUCACGAGGGCCUCGGCACGUGCCUGGCACACAGUAUAGGCUCCAUAAUCCCUGACACUAUUUCCUGUCUGCCUCUGAAAUCAUAAGCAGGGUGGCCUGACCCCCAGGUAUGGCUCUGUCUAGGCCUCGCACGCCAGGAAGCUGGGCCUGGCCCACUGGGGACACAGACCGUUCACUUGGUGCCAGGCCCUGUGCCCAGAGUUUCACCUGCCACCACCCCCGCCCCCAAUGACCCCGCAGGUUCUGAGGCUGUCCUGCUAUUAUCAUCCUUUUAGAGGGGGAAGUGGGUUCUGGGAGGCUCCCAAGUCACAAAGUGAGAAAGUAACUGUGCUUAAACGUACAUCUACCCGCUCUUAACGAACAGAACAGAGCAUAGGGAAGGAUACCUUUUUUCUUUCUCCCCCCAGAAAAAGUAGGGUGUUUCUUGCUUAUGAAAUCUCCCUAGAUGGGGACACAAUAUACUGGCAACAACGGAUGCCAGGGGAGAGAACCAGGAACCUGGGAACAGGGGAGGGCGGGCAACUUUCUCACUGUUGUAUUUGGAACCUGUGAAUGUAUUUGUGUCUGAAAUACAAAGAAAACUGAAAUUAAAGAGAGAGUGUCCUUUAACUACUGUGCUUCCCUGAGCUGCCUAGGUUUGAGUACCGGGGAUGUUAAAAACAGAUUCUAGGGGUGCCUGAGUGGCUCAGUGGGUUAAGCCCCUGCCUUCAGCUCAGGUCAUGAUCUCAGGGUCCUGGGAUCGAGCCCCACAUUGGGCUCUCUACUCGGCAGGGAGCCUGCUUCCUCCCCUCUGUGCCUGUCUACCUACUUGUGAUCUCUGGCAAAUAAGCAAAUAAAAUCUUAAAAAAAUAA
Messenger RNA from Mustela lutreola (European mink), 4169 nucleotides. It is a transcript of the gene MORN3, whose product is annotated as MORN repeat containing 3. NCBI's taxonomy places the organism in Eukaryota, Metazoa, Chordata, Mammalia, Carnivora, Mustelidae. The record is from RefSeq and is a predicted model, not a curated record. The coding region runs from base 1062 to 1784 and encodes 240 amino acids. The transcript has 7 exons.